Molecule: messenger RNA, 942 nt
Organism: Monoraphidium neglectum
Lineage: Eukaryota; Viridiplantae; Chlorophyta; Chlorophyceae; Sphaeropleales; Selenastraceae
Product: G protein beta subunit-like protein
Exons: 4
Coding region: 1-942 (313 amino acids)
Biological process (GO): regulation of actin cytoskeleton organization; TOR signaling
Cellular component (GO): TORC2 complex; TORC1 complex
Molecular function (GO): protein binding
Source: RefSeq, a predicted model, not a curated record
AUGUCGUCGGUCGUGCUGGCCACAGCGGGCUAUGAUCACACGAUUCGCUUCUGGGAGGCGACCAGCGGCAUUUGCUACCGCACGCUGCAGUACACCGACUCUCAGGUCAACAAGCUCGAGAUAACCGCCGAGAAACAGUAUGUCGCAGCAGCAGGCAACAGCCAAGUGCGGCUGUUUGAGGUCAACAGCAAUGACCCGCAGCCGGUCAUGAGCUAUGACGGCCACGCGGGCAACGUGACAGCGGUCGGCUUCCAGAAGGAUUCCAAGUGGAUGUACACGGGAGGAGAGGACGGCACUGUGCGCGUUUGGGACUUGCGCACCCCCGGAUGCCAGCGCGAGUACGGGAGCAGAGCGGCUGUCAACACAGUGGUGCUGCACCCCAACCAGGGGGAGCUCAUUUCAGGCGACCAGACGGGCCACAUCCGUGUGUGGGACCUGACGGCCAACGCGUGCAGCUGCGAGCUGGUGCCCGAGGUGGGCACCGCAGUGCGGUCGUUGACAGUGGCGCUGGACGGCAGCAUGAUCGUGGCCGGCAAUAACCACGGAACCUGCUAUGUCUGGCGGAUGCUGCGCGGCACAACGCUGACGACGCACUUUGAGCCGCUGCACAAGCUGCGUGCCCACGGGUCCCACGUGCUCAAGUGCCUCAUCAGCCCGGACGUGCAGCAGCUCGCAACCACCAGCAGCGACAAGACAGUCAAGCUCUGGAACCUGGACGGGUUUGGCCUCGACCGGACGCUCACCGGCCACACGCGCUGGGUGUGGGACGCCGUGUUCAGCGUGGACGCGGCCUACCUCGUCACGGCCUCCAGCGACGCCACGGCGCGGCUUUGGGACCUCUCCUCGGGCGAGGCAAUCCGCACAUACAGCGGGCACCACAAGGCCAUAGUCUGCUGCGCCCUCAACGACAGCGCCAUUGACGGCCGCGACGGCGAGGCGUAG